GGAGCACAAGAUAGUGCCUGAAACAUUCGCAGGAAGAGGCCCCGUUCCCUCCCCAUUUCCGCCGCAAUGAAAGUCUCCAGUUUAGGUAAAUAAAAGGAUUGUGUGGGGGAAAAACUACGAUUUCCAGCAUGCAUUGCGGAUCGAAAGGCCUUCGACACAGUGUUCCUUGGAAACUGUAGUCUUAUGGAGAGGGGCUUCCGACACCGGAAGCGGGCAAGAGUCUCACGGCAAUCCAGUUGACAGAUUGAAGAGCUCUGUGAGCUUACGCACGUCAACAGAUAUGGAUUGGAGUGUUAGGUUUUCACAUCUUGAGAGCGGAGAAUAGGCUAAAGAACCUACAAGUCCCAGGAAGACUACAAUUCCCAUCCAGCCCCGCAAGUCUCGGGCAAGGAGUCCACUAAGGUCAGUGACCUAAGCCCCACAGCAUGGAACCACAGGUUACUCUAAAUGUGACUUUCAAAAAUGAAACUCAAAGCUUUCUGGUUUCUGAUCCAGAAAAUACAACUUGGGCUGAUGUUGAAGCUAUGGUAAAAGUUUCAUUUGAUCUGAACACUAUUCAGAUAAAAUACCUGGAUGAGGAAAAUGAGGAGGUAUCCAUCAAUAGUCAAGGAGAAUAUGAAGAAGCACUUAAGAUGGCGGUUAAGCAGGGAAACCUACUGCAGAUGCAAGUCCAUGAAAGCUCCCGGCUUGUCGAGGAAGCCCCACUCCCAGCCGUAGCAGAAAAACGACCAGUUGUGAGGGCAGGGAAGAAGCCACUGGCCCAUUAUUCUUCACUGGUGAGAGUCUUAGGAUCAGACAUGAAGACCCCAGAGGAGCCUACAGCCCAGCGGCUCCCACUUGCUCCCCAUAACACAGACCAGCCUCAAGACAAGCCCCCAGACUGGUUCACGAGCUACCUGGAGACAUUCAGAGAACAGGUGGUCAAAGAAACAGUUGAGAAACUGGAACAGAAAUUACAUGAGAAGCUUGUCCUCCAGAACCCAUUGUUGGGUUCCUGUCCCUCAGAGGUCUCCAUGCCUAUUUCAGAGGAAACACUGUUUCUGCCGGAAAACCAGUUCAACUGGCAUAUUGCUUGCAGCAGCUGCCAAAGGAGGAUCUUUGGUGUGCGCUACCAGUGCAGCCUAUGCCCGUCCUACAAUAUCUGUGAAGAUUGUGAAUCAGGGCCAUAUGCCCAUGACUCCAACCACAUCCUGCUGAAGCUACGGAGACCUGUUGUGGGUUCUUCUGAAGCAUUCUCUCACCCAAGGUUCUCUGCCCCUCGUCUUCCUGCUGCUCUGGAACAAGCCAGGCUCCAGAAACAGGUUGACAAGAACUUUCUUAAAGCAGAAAAGCAAAGGUUGCGAGCCGAGAAGAAACAGCGAAAGGCAGAGGUCAAGGAACUCAAAAAGCAGCUUAAGCUCCACAGGAAGAUUCACCUGUGGAGUUCCAUCCACGGACUCCAGAGCCCCAGGUCCCCUUUGGGCCGACCCGAGAGCCUGCUGCAGUCAAACACCCUGAUGCUCCCUUUGCAGCCCUGUGCCCCAGUUAUGCCAACCCUCAGUGCAGCGUUUGUGGAUGAGAAUUUGCCUGAUGGGACUCACCUUCAGCCAGGAACCAAGUUUAUCAAACACUGGAGGAUGAAAAAUACAGGAAACGUCAAGUGGAAUGGAGACACAAAGCUCAAGUUCAUGUGGGGAAACCUAACUUUGGCUUCUACAGAAAAGAAAGAUGUUCUGGUUCCCUGCCUAAAGGCCGGCCAUGUGGGUGUUGUGUCCGUGGAGUUCAUCGCCCCAGCCUUGGAGGGAACGUACACUUCCCAUUGGCGUCUUUCUCACAAAGGCCAGCAGUUUGGGCCUCGGGUCUGGUGCAGUAUCAUAGUGGAUCCUUUCCCCUCCACAGAGAGCCCUGAGAACAUUGAAAAGGGCAUGAUUAACUCAAGCAAAGCUGAUGAGCUCACUUGCCAGCAAGAGGAAGCUUUUCUUCUGGCUAAAGAAGACAUUCAGCUUGAUGAAGUAACUGAGCAGUCACAAGGGACAGGAACCUGCAUCCCACAGAAGACAAAAAAUGUUGCCAGUGAGAGGGAGCUUUACAUCCCCUCCGUGGAUCUAUUGACUGCCCAGGACCUGCUGUCCUUUGAACUGUUGGAUAUAAACAUUGUCCAAGAGUUGGAAAGAGUGCCCCACAAUACUCCUGUGGAUAUGACUCCCUGCAUGUCUCCUCUGCCGCAUGACAAUCCUUUAAUAGAGAAGCCAGGCUUGGGGCAGAUACAAGAAGAGAGCGAAGGGGCAGGAUUUAAAGCACUUCCUGAUCCCACAGCAUCAGUUAGGAGGAAGGCUGAGAACAUUUCCUCAGUGGAGGAAGCAGAAGAUGACCUGAGUGGGACCCAGUUCGUGUGUGAGACUGUAAUCCGAUCCCUUACCUUGGAUGCUGCCCCGGAUCACAAACCACCUUGCAGACAGAAAUCCCCACACAUGAAAUUUCCCUCCCCUGAAGAGGGACCACUUGGAGUUGAGCAGGAGGAGGUUGUCCAUAUUGCUGAAGAAGCUGUUGUGGAGGAGGAAGCUAUUGUGGAGGAGGAAGUGGAAGAGGAGGAGGAGGAAGAGGAUGAUGAGCUCAAAGAUGAAGUUCAGAGUCAGUCCUCUACUUCUUCAGAGGAUUACAUCAUCAUCCUGCCUGAGUGCUUUGACACCAGCCGCCCCCUGGGGGACUCCAUGUACAGCUCUGCACUCUCACAGCCAGGCCUAGAGCGCGGGGCUGAAGGUGAACAUGGGGUUGAGGCUGGGGAGAGAGUCGCUGGAGGGGAGAACCAGCCGCAGGGACAGAGCAUCAACGACAUCCUCAUGACCUCACAGACUCUGGACACCGUGCCCCUAACCCCAGAGGUGGUGGGGCCUCCUCCACAGCUGCCCAGGAGCCCUUCUUGUGCACAGCAUGAUGGUUCCCCAGGAGUGGAUUUACCAGUCACCAUACCAGAAGCUUGUUCAGUCCCUGAUCAGAUCAGAGGAGCUCUUUUGCUUUUAGAGCCCAGAGGCUCAUCAGGAAUUGUAAACAGCAGACAGAAGAGCUAUGACCACUCAAGACACCACCACCAUGGGAGCAGCAUUGCUGGAGGAUUGGUGAAGGGGGCUUUGUCUGUUGCUGCUUCUGCAUACAAGGCCUUGUUUGCUGGGCCACCAGUCACUGCCCAGCCAAUAGUUUCUGAAGAUCAGACAGCAGCCCUGAUGGCCCAUCUCUUUGAAAUGGGAUUCUGUGACAGGCAGCUGAACCUAAGGCUGCUGAAGAAACACAAUUACAACAUCCUGCAGGUUGUGACAGAACUGCUUCAGGUCAACAACAAUGACUGGUACAGCCACCGCUACUGAGGAGUGACCCUGUAUUAAAUAACUGCCUGCUGCUCAGAGAUAA
Molecule: messenger RNA, 3384 nt
Organism: Panthera uncia (snow leopard)
Lineage: Eukaryota; Metazoa; Chordata; Mammalia; Carnivora; Felidae
Gene: NBR1
Product: NBR1 autophagy cargo receptor
Exons: 21
Coding region: 426-3341 (971 amino acids)
Biological process (GO): macroautophagy
Cellular component (GO): phagophore assembly site
Molecular function (GO): zinc ion binding; ubiquitin binding
Source: RefSeq, a predicted model, not a curated record